This is a messenger RNA of Otolemur garnettii (small-eared galago), 3001 nucleotides long. It is a transcript of the gene PDZD7, whose product is annotated as PDZ domain containing 7. The record is from RefSeq and is a predicted model, not a curated record. Gene Ontology annotation, biological process: sensory perception of sound; auditory receptor cell stereocilium organization. Lineage: Eukaryota; Metazoa; Chordata; Mammalia; Primates; Galagidae. The transcript has 17 exons. Gene Ontology annotation, cellular component: plasma membrane; stereocilium tip; cilium. Gene Ontology annotation, molecular function: protein binding. The coding region runs from base 1 to 2988 and encodes 995 amino acids.
AUGGCGCACGGUUUCCCAGUGGGCUUUGACCCACUGGGCCUAGGAGACCUGAGCUCUGGCUCUCUGAGCUCCCUCUCCUCCCGAGGCCACCUGGGCAGCGACUCCGGCUCCACCGCAACGCGAUACCUGCUAAGGAAGCAGCGGCGGCUGCUGAAUGGGCCCCCCCGCGGAAUCCGAGCCUCAUCGCCCAUGGGCCGUGUCAUCCUCAUCAACUCCCCCAUCGAAGCUAACAGUGAUGAAAGUGACAUCAUCCAUGCAGUCCGGGUGGAGAAGAAUCCAGCAGGGAGGCUGGGUUUCAGCGUGCGCGGUGGCUCGGAGCAUGGCCUGGGUAUCUUUGUCAGCAAAGUGGAGGAGGGGAGCAGUGCAGAGCGGGCUGGCCUAUGCGUGGGGGACAAGAUCACAGAGGUGAAUGGGCUGAGCCUGGAGAGCACCACCAUGGGCAGUGCUGUGAAGGUGCUGACGGGCAGCAGCCGCCUGCACAUGAUGGUGCGGCGCAUGGGCCGUGUGCCGGGCAUCAAGUUCUCCAAAGAGAAGACCACGUGGGUAGAUGUGGUGAAUCGGAGGCUGGUGGUGGAGAAGUGUGGUUCGACGCCAUCUGACAGCAGCUCAGAGGACGGUGUGCGGCGCAUCGUCCACCUGUACACAACCUCUGAUGACUUCUGCCUGGGCUUCAACAUCCGUGGGGGCAAGGAGUUUGGCCUGGGCAUCUAUGUGUCCAAAGUGGACCAUGGUGGGCUGGCUGAGGAGAAUGGCAUCAAGGUGGGCGACCAGGUCCUAGCGGCCAAUGGUGUCAGAUUUGAUGACAUCAGCCACAGCCAGGCAGUGGAAGUGCUGAAGGGCCAAACACACAUCAUGUUGACCAUCAAGGAAACUGGACGUUAUCCUGCCUACAAGGAGAUGGUUUCUGAGUAUUGCUGGUUGGACCGAUUGAGCAACGGGGUGCUGCAGCAGCUGUCCCCAGCCUCUGAGAGCAGCUCCAGUGUCUCCUCGUGUGCCUCCAGUGCCCCCUAUAGCUCAGGCUCCCUGCCCUCGGACCGCAUGGACGUCUGCCUGGGGCCUGAGGAGCCAGGCAGCCAGGGCCCAGGCUGGGGACGGGCGGACACAGCCAUGCAGACGGAGCCUGAUCUGGGGACCCACGUGGAGACCUGGUGCAGUGUGCGGCCCACAGUCAUCCUCAGGGACACAGCCAUACGCUCUGAUGGUCCCCCUAGUGCCCCUCGCCUUGACUCUGCACUCUCUGAGUCCCCCAAGACUGCUUUGUUAUUGGCCCUCAGCCGACCCAGGCCCCCCAUCACACGCUCCCAGAGCCACCUGACCUUGUGGGAGGAGAAGAAGCAGCGGAAGAAGAAGUCAGGGUCCCCUGGGGAGAAGGGUGCCCUGCAACGCUCCAAGACGCUGAUGAACCUCUUCUUCAAGGGAGGGCGGCAGGGGCGGCUAGCAGGAGACGGGCACAGAGAGGCCUGGACACUGGAAAGCGGGAGCCCAGCCAAAGUCCGCCCUCACCUGGACAUGGAGAAAGCCGGGGGCGUGGGGCCCGUGCAGAAGUUUGUCACCUGGAGACUGAGACGUGACCGGGAGAGGGGCCGGACCCUGCUCUCUGCCAGGUCUGGGAGCCCCUCCAGCCAGCUUCCCAACAUGGAUGAACGGGUGCAGGCCUGGGAAAGCCGACGGCCCCUCAUUCAGGACCUGGCCCGACGGCUGCUGACUGACGACGAGGUACUGGCCAUCACCCGCCACUGCUCCCGGUAUGUGCAUGAGGGUGGUGUGGAAGACCUGGUGAGGCCUCUGCUGGCCAUUCUGGACAGGCCUGAGAAGCUGCUACUGCUGAGGGAUAUCAGGAGUGUGGUGGCCCCCACGGACCUGGGCCGCUUUGACAGCAUGGUGAUGCCCGUGGAGCUAGAGGCUUUUGAGGCUCUCAAGAAUAGGGCAGUCCGGCCUCCUGUUUUGCGACCAGCCCGGCAGGACACUCCACCCAAGCGUCACCUCAUCACUCCUGUACCUGACAGCCGUGGAGGCUUCUACCUGCUGCCCGUGAACAACUUCUCAGAGGAAGAAGAUGCUGGAGAGCUAAGGGAGCAGCUGGGGGGCCUCAAGGUUUCCCUGAGUGCCCCUGCACCCUGCCACUCUCAUAAAGGGAUACUCCCUCUCCAAGAUGUGCCAGUAGAUGCCUUUGCCUCCUGCCGAAGCACCAGCACACCCCCUCCCCAACCACCCCCUGUGGCUCCCUGGCCUCUGAAGCCUAACUGGCUGCUGACAGAGCCCUUGAGCCGAGAGGACCUGGGGCAGGGGCAGAGCCAGAGCCAGAGCCAGAGCCGGGCCCAGAGCCACAGCCGCAGCCGUAGCCGCAGCCGCAGCCAGGGUCGAGGCAAGUCUCCUGCACGCAGGCGCUCCCCAUCCCCAGCACCCAUCCCCACUGCCAGCAUGGCCAAUGGGCGAUACCAUAAGCCCCGUAAGGCCAGGCCCGCUCUGCCACGACCUCCUGGUGGCCAGGCAGCCAAGGCAGGGAGCAGACAAGGUCCCUCAGAGAAUGGAACUGGCCAGACAGUAGAGGAGGCAGCCAUGCAGGCCCCCAGUGGAGAGUUGAGGACAGUCACAUUGUCCAAGAUGAAGCAGUCCUUGGGCAUCAGCAUUUCUGGGGGCAUUGAGUCCAAGGUGCAGCCCAUGGUGAAGAUAGAGAAGAUCUUCCCCGGGGGUGCUGCCUUCCUCAGUGGGGCCCUGCAGGCUGGCUUUGAGCUUGUAGCAGUAGAUGGAGAGAGCCUGGAGCAGGUGACCCACCAGCGAGCAGUGGAUACCAUCCGGCGGGCUUAUCGAAACAAGGCUCGGGAGCCCAUGGAGCUUGUGGUCAGGGUCCCCAGGUCCAGCCCACUACCCUCCUCAUCAGUCCUCCCUGAGCAGCAGCUUCCUGCUGAUGGUUCCACUGUCCACCAAGCCCUCAAUGCUACUGUACUUCCAGCCCCCUGGCUCCCAGAACCUCCCACCAAUACCUAGCCCCCUGUCAAGC